This is a messenger RNA of Cercospora beticola, 1290 nucleotides long. Its product is annotated as Zn(II)2Cys6 transcription factor domain-containing protein. Lineage: Eukaryota; Fungi; Ascomycota; Dothideomycetes; Mycosphaerellales; Mycosphaerellaceae. Gene Ontology annotation, molecular function: DNA-binding transcription activator activity, RNA polymerase II-specific; zinc ion binding. The record is from RefSeq and is a predicted model, not a curated record. Gene Ontology annotation, biological process: regulation of transcription by RNA polymerase II.
AUGGUCGUCGGCCCGGACAAUCGGAAGCGCAGGGCUCACACCAAAAGCCGGCAAGGCUGUGGGAAUUGUAAGCAGCGUAGCAUUAAGUGUGACGAGACGAAGCCUGGCUGUCAACGAUGUCAGUCUUACGGACUGACCUGCAAAUAUGGAGACAAGACGUUGGAGAUGCAGUUCCAGGGUGCGCAGAGCUUCCAGAUCCAUGUCCCGCCCCGGGUGGAGCAGUCUCGAGUUCCAACUCCAGACACUAAACUUGACGUCGAGGAACUGGCUAAUAAGAUGAUGAAUGCCCCUCUACACCUCCACGUGGAUCGGUGCGCAAAGUCGCCUGAGUUUAUGCGUCUCGACAAAUCACACGUGGGCCUGCUGCGUAAGUUUCACGAUGAAUCGGUCCUUACCAUAGGAACCAAGGAGUUGGUGGUUGUGUACCAAAGAGUGAUGACUUUGGCUGCGACACAGUUUGCGUAUGCCAUGCACGCAGUAUUGAAUUUCACGUUGCUGCACGCCAGAUAUGAACAAGAACCCUUUCAGGCCGAACAAUCUCGCGCGGAAGCAUAUCACGGCUACCACGCGGUGGCACUAUUCGGCGAUGCACUGAUCAGAGAGUGUCACAGUGAAGAAGAGAAAGACGCACUCUGGGCCACUGCGGCUAUUCUGGGCGCGAUCUCAUUCGGCAGCAGUGAAGCAACUUCAGCACAACAAUCAUGGCCACUUCGAAGUCCCGAGGCUGGGGAUUUGGACUGGCUCAAAAUGAGCGAGGGAAAGAAACAAGUUUGGAAAAUGGUCAACCCUUUGCGAGAAAGCAGUGCGUUCCAUCCUGUACUGGAGCUUGAGAAGAAGAAAGACCAGGUAACAUAUCAUCGUGCGAUGGAGCCUGGCCUCGACCUACUUUUUCCUUACGUAACAAAGCUGUAUGGCCUCGACGGCGUGAUAGUUGAUGACACAGUCAAGGACCCAUAUCGAGAAGUGGCUUCCAUCAUCACGCGCUUGCUGCCGAUUGAUCCCACCCAUUCGACAAUCAUGUGGUUCUUGGCUUUCAUUGGUCACAUGGAGCCAGAGUUUCGACAAUUGCUCGAGGCAAAGGACCCUGCAGCACUACUCUUGCUCGCAUGGUGGUAUGCAAAGCUCAUGCCAUACGAUGUGUGGUGGCUUGGCCGAAGAUGUCUGUUCGAGUGUCAGGCAAUAUGUCUGUAUCUUGAUCAAACACUCCCUGCAGAUCACGAGAUUCGAAAGCUGCUAGACUUCCCAAAGAGCUGCUGUAUACGGAAACAACAGCUUGGAAUUCAAGCAUAG